AUGCAUUGUAAUCAAACAAACUGCUUCAUGUUUCAAGCUGCCUUGCUGCAACGCUGGAAUUUGCCUUGGUUCAUGUGUGGCUUUUGUCCUUUCGUGCAGGCAUUGACUGUGAAUGUGUCGGUAUUCACACUCACUGCAAUUGCAAUUGACCGGCAUCGUGCUAUAAUCAAUCCAUUCAGAGCUCGUCCCACAAUGUUGGUGUCCAAAUUAAUACUCGUCGGCAUUUGGCUGGUGGCGCUUGUUUUCGCAACACCAUGCGCCAUAGCGUUCCGUGUGGAAUUGGAGCAUGAACGUUACAGUGAAAAUGGUAUAAUAUUCAAUGCCACACAACCAUUUUGCAUGAAUAAAAAUCUCUCUGAGGCACAAUUGCAAACAUACCGUUACACAUUGGUCUUUAUGCAGUACUUUGUGCCGUUUUGCGUCAUCUCUUUUGUUUACAUACAAAUGGCGGUGCGUUUGUGGGGCACACGGGCGCCUGGCAAUGCACAAGACACGCGCGACACAACAUUUCUGCGUAACAAAAAGAAGGUUAUAAAAAUGCUCAUUAUCGUUGUGGUUGUAUUUGGUUUCUGCUGGCUUCCGUUGCAACUGUACAAUAUUCUCUACGUAACCUUUCCAGAGAUUAAUGAAUACCAUUUCAUAAAUAUUAUUUGGUUUUGCUGUGAUUGGCUAGCGAUGAGCAAUUGCUGCUACAAUCCCUUCAUCUAUGGAAUUUAUAAUGAAAAAUUCAAACGCGAAUUUAACAAACGUUUUGCUACUUGCCUUUGUAAAACCCACACAUUACUAGAUGGCCAAGAGCGUACGCAAUCGAUGCAUACGCGAGUAAGUUCAGUACGAUCCAGCAGCAUUGUGCCGCCAAACUCAUCAAUGCGUGUGGGGAACAACUUUUAUGGAGCAAAAAUGCCAACGACAACCUUUUCCAAUAAUAAUAUCACUUCAUAUGGCAAUGUUUCUGGGAAUAAUGAAAUAGAUGAACAAUUACAUUUGAUUACAUACGAUACUCGGAUACAAAGAGAUAUUGGCCAGAACAACUGCGGUUUGACAAACACGUACAAGAAUAAUUCUAAGAAUUUUCACUUGCAACAAGCUGAUGCUAUUCAAAGAAACGACAAUGAACAAGAUGAGCUGUUAUAA
Messenger RNA from Rhagoletis pomonella (apple maggot), 1134 nucleotides. RefSeq names its product RYamide receptor-like. Gene Ontology annotation, molecular function: neuropeptide Y receptor activity. The transcript has 6 exons. Lineage: Eukaryota; Metazoa; Arthropoda; Insecta; Diptera; Tephritidae. The record is from RefSeq and is a predicted model, not a curated record. Gene Ontology annotation, biological process: G protein-coupled receptor signaling pathway. Gene Ontology annotation, cellular component: membrane. The coding region runs from base 1 to 1134 and encodes 377 amino acids.